CUUAUAAAGGGGAGAGAGAAAAACUAUUGACGUGUAAAACAGAGAUGAACCAAGUCCUCCGCUCAAAAUGGCGUAACUUUGCUUGGCUAAACGGGUUUCCGUUGGAGAAUGUUUUCCAUCCUUAGCGCCAGAACAGGAGACCAAAGAAGAAGAGGAAGAGGAAAAAAAAUGUAACUGGGGUGUGGUGCCGAUCUCGCUGGCUAUUUUAUUAGAGAUGACGUUCUGAACCAGACAAAUGAGCAAUCCAAAAGGAGAUCCUUUGCAGAGUGAGGGUGGUGCCCCUGCCCCCCAACAAACUCAGCCUCAACCACAAUCACAGACUCAGCCUCAAACUCAGCCUCAACCACAAUCACAGACUCAGCCUCAAGCUCAACCUCAGGCUCAGGCACAACCUCAACCUCAGGCUCAGGGUCAGACUCAACAACCUCAACCUCAGGCUCAGACUCAGGCUCAGGCUCAGGCUCAGGCUCAACCGCAAGCUCAGGCGGCAGUUGCUGGGCCGCCUGAGCACCUUCGUUCUCGUGGCGGUAAUAAGGUUUUCAAGAGUGGGCCACUGUUUAUAUCAUCCAAAGGUAUUGGAUGGACAUCUUGGAAGAAAAGGUGGUUUAUCUUGACACGCACUUCACUAGUAUUCUUUAGAAGUGAACCGAACGCCGCAGCUCUAAAAGGAAGUGAAGUGAAUUUGACUCUUGGAGGCAUCGACCUCAACAAUUCAGGCAGCGUAGUUGUCAAGGCAGAUAAAAAACUAUUGACGGUGCUUUUUCCUGAUGGCCGUGAUGGACGUGCUUUUACUCUCAAGGCAGAAACUUUGGAGGACUUGCAUGAAUGGAAGGCUGCACUUGAGGAAGCACUGGCGCAAGCCCCAAGUGCUACGCUUGUGAUGGGGCAAAAUGGCAUAUUUAAUGAACAGACAGAUGAUGCAUCUGGUGAUCAGUUGAAAGAUAGUAGACAGCCAGUGAAGUCAAUGAUUAUUGGUGGACCAGUAUUACUUGCAUUGGAAGACAUAGAUGGAACCCCAACUUUCUUGGAAAAAGCCCUUAGGUUUAUUGAAGAACAUGGAGUCAAAGUUGAAGGUGUCUUACGUCAAGCUGCAGAUGUCGAUGAUGUUAUGCGUCGGAUUCAAGAAUACGAACAAGGAAAAACUGAAUUUUCUGAGGAAGAGGACGCCCAUGUUAUUGGUGAUUGUAUCAAGUAUGUACUUAGGGAGUUACCUUCAUCUCCAGUACCUGCAUCCUGUUGCAAAGCAUUACUGGAAGCUUGUAGAACUGAUCGUACCAAGAGAGCUGCUGCUAUGCGUGAAGCUAUAUGUGAAACAUUCCCUGAGCCAAACCGCCGGUUGUUGCAGAGAAUUCUUAUAAUGAUGACAAAUAUUGCUUUACACAAGACCGAAAAUCGGAUGAGCACUUCGGCUGUGGCAGCUUGCAUGGCUCCUUUGCUUCUUCGUCCCCUUCUGGCUGGCGACUGUGAGCUGGAAAAUGACUUUGAUGUCGGCGGUGAUGGUUCUAUGCUACUCCUUCAAGCAGCUGCUGCAGCUAACCAUGCUCAAGCUAUUUGUAUUACUCUUCUAGAAGAGUACGACAAGAUAUUCGGGGAAGUGCCUACAUCCCCUGAAUUAUACACUGAAUCUGAUGACAGUGGAAGUGUAAGUGAGGAGUUAACUGAUGAUGAAGCCUAUGAAGAUGAUGAUGAAGAUUAUGAUGACGAGGAAGAAGAGGGCGACGAGGAAGAAGAGGAUGAGGAGGAAGAAGAAGAAGAAGAUGAUGAGGAGGAGGAGAUAGAUGAAGAUCAUGAACAUGCAUCUGGUGGAGCUUGCAGUAGAGAUGAUGAGGUUUCUGAUAAUAAGGGUGCAAAAAAAGCCAUCAAAGAUACUGAAUCAUCAGAUGAUGAUAAUAAAGUGAAACAGAAAUUGCCAUCAACUUGUAGUCGAUCUUUGUCAGGUCUAAAAGAUCAUCCUGUACAGACUGGUGAGAGAAAUAAUAUAGAGAGUAGUAACAGAAUGGGGGGAGAGGAUAAUGCUGCUGAAGCCAAUCUUAAAUCUAUUAUAAAUGAAGAAAACAUUCCACAAACUGCUGUUAGAUCAUUAGAGGCAAUGCCUAGUUCAAGGCGUGCUGCUGUUUUUGGGCGUGCUUCUGGAAGGAAGGACCUCUCUUCUGAUAGUCCUGCUGGAGACGAGGAGGAACAUAUUGAGAAUCUGGAAGCUAUGAAAGUGGAUUUGAUAAACAAGAUUGAUGAAGAAGUGAAAAUAAAUUCAACUUUACAACAGAACGUGGAGCAAAGAAAGAAAGAUUUGCAUGGACGCCGUUCAGCUCUUCAAGGAGAAGUGGCAAGACUGAAAGAACAGUUGCAAAAAGAGAGAGAUUUGAGAGCUGUGCUGGAAGCCGAACUCCGGCACCAAGGGCCAAGACAUCUUUCAGCUACUGUUGAAGAGAAGAAUGCGGUUCAAACUGAUUCAAACGUUAGCAUCUUGAAGCAGAAGGUGGGUGACAACCUUCAGUCGCAACAACAAAGUUUGGAUUCAAUUGGUAAACAAGACCAACACGCCUCGGUUUACACGAAGGACAAAGAGGAUAUUCAAACUUCUGAGGGACGGACGAGAAAUAAGAAGGAGUCCCGAAUGAACAGAGCAGACAGUGGAAGAGAGUUGAAACCAAACCGUGCAUCUUUGUCAAGACGAACAUCUCAGAAUCAAUACAGUGAUCCAACAGAAAGUAGUACAAAAUCUGUGUCUGCUAAAGAAACUUCUCCAGAUUUGGUGACUAACAAAUCCAUAUCUUCGACUUCAAAAAGAUAUGCAUCUUCAAAGGGAGAGGGUUCUAAUACUACAACUUCUACACUGUCAAAGUUAACGAAUCGACUCAACUUCUUAAAGGAACGUCGUAGCCAGCUAGCAAGUGAACUGCAAAGUUUGGACAAAGGAUGGAAUUCGCGUAAAGAACCCGAAUCCCAGAGCAUAGAAACAAAUGAAGGCACGGAAACACAGUCAUCGGAAAAUCCCAAUAGAGGAGCAAAACAAGAGGCUCCAAAUCUUGACAAAGGAAAAUCAGAAAGCUUUUCAAACAAUGAAAAGGGCGGUCAUCUACCUGAAAGCCAACCAGUUACUUCUCCCAAGACUAACUCUAGAUGAUGUUAGACAGUUUUAAUCAUUUCCACAAAAAAAGGUCCAUUUGUCAAUAAAAGAAAACCGUAGGUGGUUGGUGUCCGUGUUCAUAAUAAGAGGGUGAUAUCUUAAGGUGGUUAAAAAGACCACAAUUUUGCGGCUGUUGGUCGGGGAAGCGUUGACACAAUUUAUCCAUCUUCUUGAUGGAAAAAUCUUUUGAAUGAAUUGCCUUUAUUUGACAGUGUUUUUAUUUGCUGAGAAUAAUUUAAGAUGUAUUUAGAGAAUUCUAUGUGAUAGCUUAUAUGUUUGUU
This is a messenger RNA of Impatiens glandulifera, 3408 nucleotides long. RefSeq names its product rho GTPase-activating protein REN1-like. Lineage: Eukaryota; Viridiplantae; Streptophyta; Magnoliopsida; Ericales; Balsaminaceae. Gene Ontology annotation, biological process: signal transduction. The coding region runs from base 236 to 3124 and encodes 962 amino acids. The record is from RefSeq and is a predicted model, not a curated record. The transcript has 24 exons.